AUGAGUGAUAAGAAAAGGUUAAAGUAUUCGCAGGAAAAUAUGGAGAAAGCACUACGAGAUAUACGAGAGAAGAAAAUGAGUAUAAAUCAGGCUGCAAAAUCAUACGACAUUCCAAAAACAACGAUAUUAGACAGAUUAAAAGACAAAUAUAAAAAUCCAGGUAACAUAGGCGGUCAAACUGUACUGACAAGCUCAGAAGAAAUGUAUCUGGUGAAAUGGAUUUUAGAAUUGGGCGAAGUCGGUUUUCCGAUAACGAAGACCCAGUUACUGGAUUCUGUCACAAAAUUAAUUAAGAGUUUAGGCCGUCCAAAUCCUUUUAAAGAUGACCAGCCGGGUAAGAAAUGGUAUAAUGGCUUUCUUGCUCGCCACCCGGAAGUUUCGAAAAGAGUUCCACAAUCUCUCACAACAUGCAGAGCGAUUGUUUCGGAGAAUAGUAUUAGGAGCUGGUUUUCAAAAAUAAGGCAAUAUAUUGUUGAUAAUAAAUUAAUAGAACUUCUCCAAGACCCGAAACGUAUCUUCAAUUGUGAUGAGAGCGGUUUUUAUCUGUCGCCUCAAGAAAAGCAAGUACUAGUCAGAAAAGGCUCGAAAAAAGUGUCCAAUCGUACUGUCAACGACGAGAAAGAGUGUUUGACGGUUUUACUUACAGUAGCUGCUGAUGGGGCAAUACCUCCACCAUUGAUUAUGUUUCCGUAUAAACGCUAUGUUCCGUCGUACAUCACAGCCAAUAUGCCUAAAGGGUGGGGAAUGGGUCACUCUGAUUCUGGGUGGAUGACUAGUGAGACAUUUUAUGAGUACAUCACAAAUGUCUUUCACCCAUGGUUAAAAGAAAAAGGAAUCCAAAUGCCAGUAGUUCUUUUUCUGGAUGGUCAUUCAUCUCACAUUAAUAUUAAUCUGAGUGAAUACUGUAAAGAACAUGAGAUAAUUCUGAUAGCAUUCUACCCCAAUGCUACUCACCGUCUACAGCCAUUGGAUGUAGGGGUAUUUUAUCCUUUAAAAAAAUGGUUGGCGCAAUGA
Molecule: messenger RNA, 1014 nt
Organism: Danaus chrysippus (African queen)
Lineage: Eukaryota; Metazoa; Arthropoda; Insecta; Lepidoptera; Nymphalidae
Source: the annotation of a GenBank genome assembly